Messenger RNA from Mercenaria mercenaria, 7487 nucleotides. RefSeq names its product serine/threonine-protein kinase 16-like. Gene Ontology annotation, biological process: protein phosphorylation. The coding region runs from base 199 to 1158 and encodes 319 amino acids. The record is from RefSeq and is a predicted model, not a curated record. The transcript is spliced from 8 exons. Lineage: Eukaryota; Metazoa; Mollusca; Bivalvia; Venerida; Veneridae. Gene Ontology annotation, molecular function: ATP binding; protein serine/threonine kinase activity. Gene Ontology annotation, cellular component: Golgi apparatus; cytoplasm.
CAAAUAUUGCAUAUUUUUCGGUUUUAUUUAAGCACAGACCUUUGAUUUUAGUUGAACCCUAUUCUAACUUAAUUCCUGCAUUAUAUUCUUUGAAGAAAGACGUUUUCAGGAGCAUUUCCCACAUUUCCGAAUGGUUUUGUAACAAACUUUAGCUGCAUUAAAUUUCGAAUGUAAGAUGAAACCUAGAAGUGCCUCUAGAUGAAUACUGUUGGACUUGCAACACUCCUCAGAAUGGGUUGUAUAUGUGGAAAAGAGAGCCUUACCAUCAAUAAUAGGAGAUUUUACAUAAGAUCAAGACUUGGAGAGGGUGGAUUUAGUGUUGUAGACCUACUAGAAGAUGCCCGAAACCAUAACUUGUAUGCCAUGAAAAGAAUCACCUGUCACGAUAAGAAUGAUGAAAGAGUUGCCAUGCGAGAAGUGGAAAUAAUGAAAUCAUUUAAAAACAAGAAUCUUGUGCCAUUAGUAGAGUAUUCGAUGAUAACAGUAGGUCAACAUGUACAGUCCCAUGAGCCUAUCACAGAAGUGCUGGUUGUAAUGCCUUUUUAUAGGCGAGGUUCAGUGCAAGACAGAAUAGAGGCGUUAAGUCGUAAAUCAGAUCGGAUGAAAGAAGAGGACAUUUGGUCACUGUUUCUUGGAGUUUGUAAAGCCCUGAAAGCAAUGCAUACACACAGUCCAGCCUAUGCUCAUAGAGAUGUGAAGCCAGGCAACGUAAUGUUAGGUGAUACUGGCGAGGCAGUCCUUAUGGAUUUAGGCUCUGCAGUGAAAGCAAGAGUGGAAAUAAAAUCUAGAUCUGAAGCUAUAGCAUUGCAGGAUGAGGCUGCUGAGAGAUGUUCUAUGUUAUUCCGUCCUCCAGAACUCUUCAAUGUGGAGCCUGGUACCAGCAUAGAUGAACGGACUGAUAUCUGGUCAUUGGGGUGUACACUUUAUGCUAUGGCCUUCCUGGAGUCUCCGUUUGAACAGGCAUACCAAAGAGGAGACAGUAUAGCAUUGGCAGUGAUGUCAGAUCAUAUCAGAAUUCCACAGAAUACUGGAUAUUCCAGCUCAAUAGAAGAAACUAUACGUGAAUGUAUGGUGGUGAAUCCAAUGGAGAGACCAUUUAUUGACCAAAUUUUAAAUAAAGCUCAGACUGUUUGUAACAGAAAUGGUGCGAAUGUGUGACUGACAGAAAUGGUGUGAAUGUGUGACUGACACCAACAAUGGGCAUGUUGUGUAAUCCAGAUUUAAUUGUAUAAAUUAUAUUGCCUGUGAUGUUUUUCAUGAAAAUGUAUGAACUUAUAUUACAGUUGUUGUGAGUAGAAAAUCACCAUUCUAUAUAUAAUGCAAUUGGUUCAGUUUAUUUUUUAGCUCAUCUGAUUUUUUGAAAAAAAAUGAUGAGUUAUUGUCAUCACUUGAGCGGUUGUCGGCGUCGGCGUCGGCGUCUGCGUCGGCGUUGCCUGGUUAAGUUUUAUGUUUAGGUCAGCUUUUCUCCUAAACUAUCAAAGCUAUUGCUUUGAAACUUGCAACACUUGUUCACCAUCAUAAGCUGACCCUGUAUAGCAAGAAACAUAACUCCAUCUUGCUUUUUGCAAGACUUAUGGCCCCUUUUGUACUUAGAAAAUAUCAGAUUUCUUUGUUAAGUUUUAUGUUUAGGUCAACUUUUCUCCUAAACUAUCAAAGCUAUUGCUUUGAAACUUGGAAUACUUGUUCACCAUCAUAAGCAGACCCUGUACAUCAAGAAACAUAACUCCAUCUUGCUUUUUGCAAGAAUUAUUGCCCCUUUUGGACUUAGAAAAUCAGUUUUCUUGGUUAAGUUUUAUGUUUAGGUCAGCUUUUAUCCUAAACUAUCAAAGCUAUUGCUUUAAAACUUGCAACCUUGUUCACCAUCAUAAGCUGACCCUGUACAGCAAGAAACAUAACUCCAUCCUGCUUUUUGCAAGAUUUAUGGCCCCUUUUGGACUUAGAAAAUAUCAGAUUUCUUGGUUAAGUUUUAUGUUUAGGUCAACUUUUUCUCUUAAACUAUCAAAGCUAUUGCUUUGAAACUUGCAACACUUGUUCACCAUCAUAAGCUGACCCUGUACAGCAAGCAACAUAACUCCAUCCUGCUUUUUGCAAUAAUUAUUGCCCCUUUUGGACUUAGAAAAUCAUUUUCUUGGUUGAGUAUUAUGUUUAAGGCAACUUUUCUCAUAAACUAUCAAAGCUAUUGCUUUAAAACUUGCAACAGUUUUUCACAAUCAUAAGUGGACACUGUACAUCAAGAAACAUAACUCUAUCCUGCUUUUUGCAAGAAUGAUGGCCCUUUUUAGACUUAGAAAAUCAUGGGUAGGACAAUAUUUCUAUUAUACAAAAAAAAUCAGAUGAGCGUCAGCACCCGCAAGGCGGUGCUCUUGUUUAUAUGUAGAAAUGAAUAAAUAAGCUUCAUUGAUUUUGUGCUCAUCAAACUUGGUUUGUGGUGUCUUAAGAAUCACUGUCCAGCCCAUCCCUGUGCCCAUCUGUUCCCAUCCAUUCUGAAUAGUUUUCCGUUGAAUAUCUUUGGAACCCGUGCAGAUUUCAUUUUGAAACUUAAUAAUCAUAUUCAGUGAUAUACCUUCCCUAGAAAUUAAGAAAUGUGAAAAAAGUACAAUUAGAAAGGGAACAAUUUUUGUAAGUUAACAAAAGGUUCCAUAUCACUGACCUUUGUUAUAACAAAAUUGUUUCCCCUUUUCAUUUUGAAAAGAACUUGAAAUUGACAUUGCCUUAGAUUGGUUGAAACUUUACACAAAUCUUUAGGAAAAUAAAGCAUGUGUUCAUAUCCAGUUCACUAAGUCUAUUAUUUUGACAAAAUUAUUCCACUUUUCUACUUAGAAAAUAUAGCAAAGUUGUUGUGUUUCAAGAAUAUCCUGAAACCAAAGAAGAUAAUGUAUAGGAACUUUAAAACAGGUUACUAAAAUCAUAAGGCAUGGUCACAUGCCAUGUCCCAUGCUUUGACCUUUCUUCCUUGACAAAAUUAAUUCUGUUUUUGCUUUUACGAAAAUUUUCCGAAAUUGACAUUUUCUUAAAUAAUUCUGAAACCUUUCCAUGUUUAUGUAAACUUUGAUAUUAUACACAUCAAGAUCCAAAAAUCUGCCUUUUAUGUUGAUAAAAUUAUUCCCAUUUUGGUUGUGUGGGUCAUAGAAAAUGUGGCAGGUUUGUUGUUUUUCUUUAAAGCAUUUUGAAACCAGUGAAGUAUUGCACUGGAUCUUGACCCCAGUAAUUUGUCAUGACAAGUGUUAGAACUCAAACUGUGUUUUACAAAAUUGUCUUCCUUUCUGUUUAUAUUUUUAGCUCGACUAUUCGAAGAAUAGUCUAGCUAUUCUACUCACCCUGGCAUCGGCGUCGGCGUCACACCUUGGUUAAGUUUUUGCAUGCAAGUACAUACAGCUAUCAUUUAAAGGCAUAUAGCUUUGAAACUUAUUUAUUCUUUUUCUAGGUCAUUACCAACCUCACUGGGUCAAGUUCCAUAACUCUAACAUGUAUUUUGAGCAAAUUAUGCCCCCUUUUGGACUUAGAAAAUUCUGGUUAAAGUUUUACAUGCAAGUUACUAUCUCCAAAACUAAUGCAGAUAUUGAAUUGAAACUUCACAUGUGUCUUCGGGGUUAUAAAACUAGUUGAUAGCACCAAGUCCCAUAACUCUGACCUUCAUUUUGGCCAAAUUAUGCCCCCUUUUGGACUUAGAAAAUUCUGGUUAGUUUUGCGUGCAAGUACAUACAGCUAUUACUAAAAGGCAUAUAGAUUUAAAACUUAUUUAUUCUUUUUCUAGAUCAAUUACCUACCUCACUGGGUCAAGUCCCAUAACUCUGACAUGUAUUUUUGCCAAAUUAUGCCCCCUUUUGGACUUAGAAAAUCCUGGUUAAAGUUUUACAUGCAAGUAACUAUCUCCAAAACUACUACAGAUAUUAAAUUGAAACUUCACGUGUGUCUUCAGGAUUAUCAAACUAGUUGAUAGCACCAAGUCCUAAAACUCUGACAUGUAUUUUGGGCAAAUUAUGCCCCCUUUUGGACUUAGAAAAUCCUGGUUAAAGUUUUGCGUGCAAGUACAUACAGCUAUUACCAAAAGGCAUAUAGCUUUGAAACUUAUUUAUUCUUUUUCUAGAUCAAUUACCAACCUCACUUGGUCAAGUUCCAUAACUCUUAACAUGUAUUUUGAGCAAAUUAUGCCCCCUUUUGGACUUAGAAAAUUCUGGUUAAAGUUUUACAUGCAAGUUACUAUCCCCAAAACUAAUGCAGAUAUUGAAUUGAAACUUAACAUGUUUCUUCGGGGUUAUAAAACUAGUUGAUAGCACCAAGUCCCAUAACUCUGAUUUGUAUUUUGGUCAAAUUAUGUCCCCUUCCGAACUUAAAACUCUUUUGAUAUUUAACAUUUUGGGUAAUAAUUUCCUGCUUCUGUGACAAUAUUUCGAAUAGUCGAGCUUGGCUGUCUUACGGACAGCUCUUGUUAAUUCUUAAGAGAACACCACUUCAUUGUCACUCGUUAUAACUAAAUAUUUCAGCAAGGACAGUUGAAAUGUUAAAUAACCAUAAUCAUGUUUUGAAUAAUGAAAAGGUUUGUACAUAGGUUGUUUUUUAACUUGUUUCCGCUAAAAGAAUUUUAUGUAACUUAACACAGUGAAAGAUGACCACAGUGAAUGGAAAUGAAUAGCAGAAGAGCCUAAUAGUUACUUGGAUGUAAAUAUUUAUAAAACUAACUCCCAUUUUAUACUUUAUUUUUCAUCUGUUUUAAUCAUUUUUUAAGGAUCUUAAGGAUAACAUGGUGUAAUAGCCAUAUUUCGUAUCUUGUAACUGGAUGGUAAAAUUUAAAUGAUAUUUUGUCACUUUAAAGAUAUUCAAAAUUAAAAAUGUUUCACCGAGAGAUGUUUCAAAUUUAAUCAUUUUUAAGGGGAGAUAAUCGGUAUUGAAGUUAACAUUGAUGCCUAUGGGAAAUAUAUAAUUUCUUUCAUUAUGAGAAUCUGAACUUGAAUUUCGAGAAACUUUUGCGGUAGAAAGCUGCAUUAUAUGAUUCUGAUACAAAUAUCAAAAAGAAAUCUAAAAUUCCCCGUAGGGAAAAAGGAGAAAAUGAUUUUUUCUAGUUUUCAGGGGAGAUAAUUCAUGAAAACCCAAAAUUAUCAGGGGAGGUAAUGUAAAGGAAAUUUUUGAGAACUUCUCUCACUAUAUAUCUUGUCAAUAUGCACCUUAUUUCUAUCGUUUGACAUUUUUAAAGCUUACAUUAUCAAGUUUUAUGUACGCUUUGGGUGAAAUUGUGGCCUAUUACACCAUGGUAUCCUUAAGUCCUCGAAGGGAAUUCCAUGUAACCAAUACAUCUCCCAGACUGAGUAUGACAGGUUCAGGGGACAGUGUUUAAAAUGCUACAGUGGGUUUUAUUUAUUAUUCUAAUACUUUUAAGAUUGUCUGUUAUUAGCUCACCAGAGCACAAGGUGCUCAGGGUGAGCUAUUGUGAUCGCUCACCGUCCAGCGUCCAUCCGUCCACACUUUCCUUUAAACAACAUCUCCUCCUAAACCAACAGGCCAAUUUUGAUGAAACUUCACAGGGAUGUUCCUUGGAUGGUCUUCUUUAAAAAUUGUUCAAAGAAUUGAAUUCCAUGCAGAACUCUGGUUGCCAUGGCAACAGAAAGGAAAAACUUUAAAAAUCUUCUUCUCAAAAACCAGAAGACCUAGAGCUUAGAUAUUUGAUAUGAAGCAUUGCCUAGUGGACCUCUACCAAAUUUGUUCAAAUCAUGACCCCGGGGUCAAAAUUGACCCCGCCCUAGGGGUCAUUUGAUUUUACAUAGGAAAAUCUUAAAAAAUCUUCUUCUCAAAAACCAGAAGCCCUAGAGCUUAGAUAUUUGACAUGUAGCAUUGCCUAGAGGACCUCUACUAAAGUUGUUCAAAUCAUGACCCCGCCCCAGGGGUCACUUGAUUUUACAUAUGAAAAUCUUCAAAAAAUUUCUAAAAAUAAACAGAAGUCCUAGAGCUUAGAUAUUUCACGUGUGGCAUUGCCUAGUGGACCUCUACAAAAUUUGUUCCAAUCAUGACCCCCAGGGUCAAAAUUGACCCCGCCCCAGAGGUCACUUGAUUUUACAUAGGAAAAUCUUCAAUAAAUUUCUAAAAAUAAACCAGAAGGCCUAGAUCUUAGAUAUUUAACGUGUAGCAUUGCCUAGUAGACUUCUACAAAAUUUGUUCAAAUCAUGACCUCCGGAAUCAAAUUGACCCCGCCCAAUGGGGUUACUUGAUUGUACAUAGGAAAAUCUUCAAAAAAUUUCUGAAAAUAAACCAGAAGGCUAAGAUCUUAGAUAUUUGACGAGUAGCAUUGCCUAGUAGACUUCUACAAAAAAAUUACAAAUCUGGACCCCCCAGGGUCAAUUUUACCCAGCCCCAGGGGUUACUUGAUUGUAUAUAGGGAAAUCUUCAUAAAUUUGCUAAAAAUAAACCAGAAGGCCUAGAUCUUAGAUAUUUGAUAUGUUACAUUGCCUAGUAGACUUCUACAAACUUUGUUCCAUUCAUGACCCCCGGGGUAAACUUGGCCCUGCCCCAGGGGUUACUUGAUUGUACAUCAGAAAAUCUUCCAAAAAAUUUCUAAAAAUCACCAGUUUGACAUUUGAAACAUGUAGCUCAUAUUACUCUGGUGAGCGAUCCAGGGUCAUCAUGACCCUCUUGUAUAAACAAAGAAGGAUUUUACCAUGUAUUGUCUUGUCAAUUAGAACAUGUUUCGUAAAAUGACCUACUUUUGACUAUUCCGCCUAAAAAGGAUUCCUGAUUAGUAUCCCUUCCUGGUGUAAUUUGAACGUAUUAGAAUGGAAAUAGCUUUUAGUUUUGUGUGCUUUGUUGGCAAAUAAAACACGGUUUUGAGUUUAGAUGCGUCUUAAUUAAUCAUGAAGGCCGAGCAUUAUCAUUUUUUUCGAACUUUUCCUGGAGUAGGAAUCACUAUUAGCAAUUUCUCUGCUUAUUCCUUGAGGUCGUGGUCCACUUUUUUAUUCUGUUAUACACCAUGCAUGGAAAUGUAGUGUGUGGAAAUCCCUAUUUUCUACAGUUUAUUCAAGCAUUCAUAAAUGAUAUCUUUUUAUGUGUAGAUUUAUUGAAAGGAUGGUGUAUAUUCCGGUGUGAUUGUCUGCAAUCAAUAGAUGACCCUGUUGUUUUAGGGGUUAAAGGUCAAGGCCAGAACAUACUAUAGACAGAAUAUAACACUGUUAGUUUCUUGCAUCAGGCAGACAAAUUUGGUAUACAGACAGCUCAUUUAUUAAUAAUUGACUAACCAUAUGUUCAGUAACAAUCUGAAUACAGUUUCUGUGAAUGAUUUAUGAUUUUGGUUAUCUAAAUGCAUGCAUUAAUUCUGUGUACAGAAACAACUGACCUGAAAUUUUGAAAACUUGUUUAUGUAUCCUUAAAUGAAUUAUUUAUAACACUUUCUACAUGUAGUUUUGGGACCAAGCAGUUAUUAGCUUUUUUAUGAUUUACAUUUUCUUUAUUGUUAUUUAUAUUUUUGUCUUUGGUGCAAUAAUGAAUAAACAAAUAUUUCGUCA